Messenger RNA from Lathyrus oleraceus (garden pea), 1135 nucleotides. Its product is annotated as GDSL esterase/lipase At1g29660. The coding region runs from base 22 to 1113 and encodes 363 amino acids. The record is from RefSeq and is a predicted model, not a curated record. Gene Ontology annotation, molecular function: hydrolase activity, acting on ester bonds. The transcript has 5 exons. NCBI's taxonomy places the organism in Eukaryota, Viridiplantae, Streptophyta, Magnoliopsida, Fabales, Fabaceae.
UCAUUUCCAAUUCCUAAUAAUAUGGCUUGUGAGACUGAAAAAUGGUUGAUUUUUCAUCUUUUUCUCUUGGUUGCAUCCUAUAUGCGACGUUCUUGUGUCCAUGGAGAAUCACCUCAAGUGCCAUGCGUUUUCAUAUUUAGUGACUCCAUUUCUGACAAUGGAAACAACAACAAUCUUGUAACUCAAGCAAAAGCUAAUUACAAGCCAUAUGGCAUCGACUUUCCACCAACCGGUCAACUAGGACGAUUUACCAAUGGACUAACAACAAUUGACUCUAUCACCAAACUACUUGGAUUCGAGAAGUUCAUCCCACCUAAUGCAAACACUAGUGGUGCAGACAUCCUUAAGGGUGUUAACUACGCAUCUGGUUCAGCUGGAAUUCGCGAUGAAUCUGGCAUACAAUUAGGUGAAAGAAUCCCGUUGAGAUCACAAAUAGAAAAUCAUAAGAUCAUAGUUUCUGAAAUAGUCAACAAGCUUGGAAGUGUAUCAGAAGCUAACAAAUAUUUGAACAAGUGCUUGUAUUAUAUGAAUAUUGGCAGCGACGAUUACAUAAACAAUUACUUCAUGCCCGAAAUAUACCCAACAAGUCGCAUUUAUAACCCGGAACAGUUUGCUGAAGUUCUUAUCAACCAAUAUUCCCUUGAAAUACUGGAUUUGCAUAACAUUGGCGCAAGAAAAUUCAUACUAGUUGGGUUAGGACUAUUAGGUUGCACUCCAAAUGCAAUUGCUAAGAGUGGGAAUAAUGGGUCAUGUGUUGAAAGUCAGAAUGCUGCUCCAUUUAUAUUUAGUCAGAAGCUGAAAUCUCUAGUGGAUAAAUUCAAUGCUGAACUUCAUGAUUCCAAAUUUAUCUUUGUGAAUUUUACUGCUGGCCCAGUACAAAGCACACCAGCUUUUACAGUUAUCAAUGCUCCUUGUUGUCCAACAAGGGAGGAUGGGAUGUGUGUUCCUGAUUCGGUACCAUGUCCGAAUAGAGAUGAUUAUGUUUUUUAUGAUGAAUUUCAUCCCACGGAAGCUUUUAACAACUUCAGUGCAUUAGCUUCAUAUGAUAGUUCUGUUAGUCCAGACUCAACCUAUCCAAUGGAUAUAAAACAACUUGCUCAAUAUUCUAUAUAAACUAGUGCAAGUCACAAUGGAU